UUAUUUAGAGCCCAGAGUUUUCUCUUUCAACUAAAACUCUCCAAAACUAAGAAGGAGCCAGCACCAGCUGGUUCCUUAAAGACUUCUACUGCAGCAGUUUAUUUCACCUCAUCUGUUCGUGAAUAAGAAGAAAGAAAUGAAACAUUUGACUUUUUCUACAGUCUUAGUAUUCCUGUCCUUCGUUCAUACUGCUUUGCAGACAUUCGACAAUGAAAUAUUUUUAAUAUACAAUGAAGAUACUGAACUCUGUUUAGUUGCCCAGAGUUCUCAUGCAGUCACAACAGCUGCUUGCAAGAAAAACACUGAGUUACAAAAAUUCAGGUGGGUGUCUGAUGACCAGGUGAUGAGCAUGGCAUUUGCACUGUGUUUGGGUGUGCCCUUCAAGAAAAAUCAGGCUAAAAUUUCUCUAUAUCCAUGCAACAAGAAAAGUGAAUUCCAGAAAUGGGAGUGCAGAAAUGCGACCUUGGCAAUCCAAGGGGAAGAUUUAUUUCUCAGUGCUGGCAAAAGAAAAGAAGACAAUAUAGUGCUGAACACAGGAUCAGCGACAAUGAGUAAAUGGAAGAUCUAUGGAACCAUGGAUGGUUUGUGUUCUCAAGGCCGUGAAGAUCUGUUUACACUGUUAGGAAAUGCCAAUGGAGCUCCAUGUGCCUUCCUCUUCCAGCUGAGUGGUACAUGGUAUGCUGGGUGCACGGCUGCUGGCAGGUCAGACGGCUUGCUCUGGUGUGCAGCAACUCCUGACUUCGAUAAGGACCAUUUGUAUGGAUUCUGUCCAACUGGCAGUACAGACAAUGACAGAUUUUGGAGUACAGAUCCUUUGACAGGAACCUACUACCAGAUAAAUUACCAGUCAGCUCUCACGUGGCACCAAGCAAGGAAGAGCUGCCAGCAGCAGAAUGCAGAAUUAUUAAGUAUCACAGAGAUACAUGAACAAAAGUAUAUAGAAGAUUUGAUUGACAGCAAGAGAUCCUCUCUCUGGAUUGGGCUUAACAGUCUGAAUCUCAAAAGUGGCUGGCAUUGGAGCGGUGGCAUUCCCUUCAAAUACUUUAACUGAGCACCAGGUAACCCUGACCCUGAGCCUGAGAAACUCUGUGCAGUACUAAAUCCUAGAAGAGAUGCUAAAUGGGAAAACCAGCCAUGUAAGCUGAAAGUUGGGUAUAUCUGUAAAAAGGAAAACUCCACACUGGAUCCUUUCAUUCUUCUAAGGGAUACAGAGCCUGUUAAAUGCCCAGAAGAAUGGCUGCCCUAUGGAGAUCACUGUUUCAUGGUUCAUAGAGACCCCAGAGAGUGGAAAGAAGCCCUACUUUCCUGCAAUGAGAGCAAUGGCAAUCUGGCCAGUAUCCACAACCCUGAAGAGCAUGGCUUCAUACUGUCUCAGCUUGGCUACACUGUAGAUGAGCUGUGGAUUGGUCUGAAUGACCUCAACACUCAAAUGUACUUUGAGUGGAGUGAUGGAACUCCUGUGACAUACACCAAAUGGUUGCCUGGAGAACCAACCCAUGCAAUCAAUGGGCAAGAAGAUUGUGUCAUUAUGGCAGGAGAGGAUGGAUACUGGGCAGACAGUGCCUGUGAUGAUAGAAAGUUAGGCUACAUCUGCAGAAGAGACCCACUACAAGGAGUUUCUGGGACAGCAAAGACUGAUCCUGCCUACCUGAAGGGCUGGGAAAGACAUGGUUUUUACUGCUACCUGGUUGGACGUACUUCUGUAACAUUUUUAGAAGCAAAGAAAACCUGCGAAAGGAGCAGUGGUUAUUUAACAAGUAUAGGAGACAGAUAUGAGCAAGCCUACCUGACCAGCCUCAUUGGUCUGAGCUCUGAGAAGUACUUUUGGAUUGGUCUCUCAGACACAGAAGAGCAAGGGAUGUUCAAGUGGGUGACUGGUGAAGGUGUUCUGUACACAAACUGGAAUGCAGCAAUGCCUGGAAAUGAAGCUGGUUGUGUUGCCCUAAGGACUGGAAAUGCAGCUGGACUAUGGGAUGUUCAGAACUGUGAAGUAAAGGCAAAAUUUCUCUGCAAAAAAAUAGCUGAAAAAACCACUCUUCCUCUUGCUUCUCAAACCAUUUCUGAUUCCAAAUGUCCCUUGGGUUGGGAUACAAGCAAUAACAUUAAUUCAUGUUUCAGAGGUUUUGUGAGAGAAGAAAAGCAAAAGAAAACAUGGUUUGAAGCCCGAGAUUUUUGCAGAGAAAUAGGAGGAGACCUGGCUGCCAUUAGAAGGGAAGAAGAGCAAGGAGUGAUAGAAAAUUUAAUAACGAAAAAGCCACUACCAUCUCAGCCUUUCUGGAUAGGUUUGCAGUGUUUGGAUCCUGAUGUUGGGCUUUCCUGGAGUGAUGGAUCACCGGUGGAUUAUAAGAAGAAUGCUUUUAUUGACAACAUUGCAUUUGAAUAUUGUGGAGCAAUCGGGGAAGAGUCUUCCAUAUCGUGGAUUAUGGUGCCCUGUGAAAACAGUCAUAACUGGAUUUGAAAAUAGAGAAAGGUAGGGACACCCUUGAAACCAGAACCUCUGGACCCUCCUGCCAUAUAUGAAGUCACAGAAGAUGGCUGGAUUAUAAAAGGAGACAAAGGAUAUUUUUUCAGCGCAGAAAAGACCUCUAUGGAGAAAGCCAGAACAUUCUGCAAAAACAAUCAUGGAGAUCUUGCUACUAUUGCAAAUAAUAGUGAAAGAAAAUUUUUGUGGAAAAGUAUCUUAAAAAAUGGCAAAUUGGAAUCAUAUCUCAUAGGAUUAAUUCAGAAUGCUAAUCGACAGUUUAGUUGGAUGGAUAGAAGCCCAGUGCACUAUGCAGCUUGGGCACCGGGUGAGCCCAACUUUGCCAAAGCUCAAGAAAACUGUGUGGUUUUAAAUAAAAAGGAUGGCUUGUGGAAUGAUGUCAGUUGUGGUUUUUCAAAUGGCUAUAUCUGUCAGAGGCACAGAAGUUUUACAAAUGCAACACUUCCUUCAGUGGUACCUGCACCUCCUGGAGGAUGUCCUGAAGAUUGGCUUUUAUUUAAAAACCAGUGUUACAAAUUUUUUGGCUCUUUCUAUGAAUACUGGUAUAAUGCAAGAAGAAUUUGUCUGGACCAUGGAGGAAACCUGGCGAGCAUACACAGUGAACAAGUACAAGCUUUUCUCACGUACCAUUUGAAGAAUUUUUCAAGUGAUCCCUGGAUUGGUUUGAAUGAUAUUCUCAGUGAACUCAACUUUGUUUGGAGUGAUGGAAGUGCUGUCUCCUAUACAAAUUGGGGUCCAGACUCCCCAAAACUUGUAGAACCUGUUUUGUUUGAUACUUUACAUCCAGAAGAUGGCCACAAUCUGCAACAGUUUGAUUGUGUUUCUUUGAUGAGAGGUCAUGCUGAUGACACAGGAAAAUGGAACAAUGAGGAGUGUACUAAACUCAGAGGGUUUAUAUGCCAGAAGAAUAGUAAUCCUGAACUCUUUAAGUCAUCUGUAACAGAGCUGGACUUCGCUUUUGACCAUUCUGGAGGCAUCAGCUAUUCUGUCACCCAUUACAAAAUGAACUGGGAGGAAGCACAGAAAAACUGCAAUAGCAAUGCCUCAGGACUUGCCAGCAUUUUAGACCCAUUUAGCCAGGCACUGUUGUUCUUAUUUGCACAGGAAUAUGGAGAGCCUCUGUGGAUUGGUCUUAACAGCAACGCGACCAAUGGCAAGUAUCAAUGGAUUGACAGAUGGAGAUUAGCUUACAGCAAGUGGUCCAGUGGGGAACCAAAACAGACACUAGCAUGCGUCUACCUAGACACUGAUGGCACCUGGAAGACAGCUUCUUGCAAGAAAAAACUCUUUUCUGUCUGUAAAAAAUCAGAUGUAAUGGCCCCUACUGAGUCCCCACAACUUCCUGGAAAAUGCCCUGAAUCAAAAGGACACGAAUCUUGGAUACCUUUCCAUGGCCACUGCUAUUACUUUGAGGCCUCCAGGAAAAGAAGUUGGUCUCAAGCUCAUCAGGAAUGUGCCCGACUAGCUGCUAAUUUGGUAUCAGUAGGAGACUAUACUGAGGUAAACUUUCUGGCAGACACCAUUAUGAUACUUCAUGGAAAAUCACCAAACUUUUGGAUAGGACUAAAGAAAACUGACAGAGAACAGUGGGUAUGGACAGACAAAUCUGCAAUGGAUUUUGUCAACUGGCAAAUGGGAGAACCUUCAAACAAAAGGCAGGAAGACUGUGGAGAAAUGUAUGCAUUGUCUGGCUUCUGGAACACCAACAUCUGUUCUUUCAAAAAAGGAUAUAUCUGUAAAAAACCAAAAACUCCUGAAAACACAGAGAUGUCAAGAGAAGAUAUAGAAGGGAAAAUGGAGACAGUACUUCCCACUGGCAUCAUCUGGCUGUUCAUUCUUAUAGCCCUUUCAAUAGCUGGAGCUGGAAUUAUAAUUUGUUUCUACUUGAGGAGGAAAAGACAAAACCUGCUACAAAGUUCAACCACAAUGAGUGGACUAGAAGCAACUGUGGAUAUCCAAGAAAAAGAUGCACAUACCACCAUGUAGAAUGACAAAAUGCCUGUAUGUUCCAACUAACAAAAAUCUUACGUCAGUUUUGCAUUUUCCUACCCAGAUAUAGUCUCCUCCCUUCACAAAUACAGUUAGUGGAUUUUUGUAAAUACAUACAUAUACUCCCUCCAAAAUCCCCUCCAAAGGAAUUCCUUUUGUUUAGUUUGGGGAGUACACAUAUUUUUCACAUAAAUGAGCAUGGCUGAAAAGCUGGCUCCAGAGGCGUUACAGAGAAACUCUGACAGAAAUUUACUGUGUGAAAUUAUUUUAUUUAACUUAAUGUAGAAAUUCUCCUUUUUGUACACAAUGGAAAUCAUUAUACUCAGUUCUUUAAAUCACUUUUUUCCUACUGUAUUACUUCGGUGUUAUCUAGGCUAUGAUCGGAAACACUGUUCAUGUCAGAUUUUCAGCUUCACAGUUUACAAUACUGUAUUUUCAUUCAUUUAAAACCUGUUACAAUGCCUCCAUCUCUGAGUGACAAAAAGAUGAUACCAUGCUAAAGAUCUCUUAUAAAGAGAAGAGAGUAUCUGGAAUAAGUGGAAUACGUUUCUGCACCAGGAUAUCUGCGCCUAUGCUGGAGCAGCCUGAGAACACAUUUGUAUUACCACUAUUACUUACUUUUCUAGAUAUCCAGUAAACAAUAAAGCCUCCCAAGCAGAAAUGCUAUUGAUAGCUACUUAGAAUGGAAGUAACCUCUUCCUGUAGGAAUACUGACUUCAGUUGUUUUAUCAAGGGCUAUCUUAAAAUAUGGGGCACCCCCGCCAACAUGUUUCCUCCUGAGCUUUCAAUUUUUACCCCUGCACUCCUUUACUGGAUGGACACACCUUUGGCUAAGUUUGUAAAGAAAUUUCACCAAUCAGAGAUACAGAAAGAUGUCUAAAGAUUGUACAGCUCUUCCCUUUCUGGUAUGUCUGUAUUACAUUACGUAACCAAGAGACCUGGUAAACCAAAUUAACAAAAAAAAAAAACCCUAUAGGUUAUUUAAAAUAGAGCUAAAAUUAAGUAAACCGAAAGUAAACUUUACAAUUAACAUCCUUUGAACACUUUUUAAACCUCAGAGAUAAAAGCCCUGAGAUAAAAAGAAAUUCCUUAAAUUACUAUAAUAAGCCCUGUAAUACUAACUCCAGUGAUAAAGAAACGCUUACUGCUAUUUUCAGGAAGAAACAGGAAAUAGCUGAGAGAACUUUGCAGAAAACUCUGCAAAUGAGAAAAACACCACCUGCUUCCCAUGGAGAUGACUAGAGAUAAAACUGUUUCCUGGUAUCUGCUACAGAUAUCUGGAAAUAUAUAGUUAUACUUGCCUUUUGGACAAGUAAAUAUUGAAAGUGCUUUUCCUAUUCCAUGCUUACAAAGAGUAUAGGUUGCUGGAUCCUACCAUAUAUAUGCCUUGCUUAGUGAAUCUGAUAAAUUAAAUUUACCUUUCCCAAAAGAAAAAAGAAAAAAUACAACAGAAGAGACUAAAUUUUGUUUAUCUGUAAGUUAACUGUAAAAAUUGGGAGCUCAUAACACAGGUAUUCUUGUGACUAGCUUAAAGCCUAUAGCCUCCAGAGGAGCCUACGCAGGAAAAGCCGGGCUGGUAUUAACACCAUUCGGGAAGCACAGAGAACUCAAUAGUCAGGCUACUCUGCAUGCUAGCUAUCUGUGUUAUCAUAUGAAAAUCUUUGGGUAUACAUACUUUUUAAUGUAAAGUUAUUUUGUAACUAGACUGAACAUCAUGUCUGAACAAGAAAUGGACAGGAUCACAUGCUAUGCCUAAGGUAUGCUGCUGAUCCUCCUGCAAGAUACUGGGACACCAUAAAGGUCAAUCCAAAGUGCCUCUUACAGAAUGACAGAGUGCGUUAUGGUGAGAACAGCAGUGAAAAUAGGCCAGGACAGAGUGAGCCAGGGCAAUGGUACUUGUAGCUGGGGAAAGGGCUGAGAGGAGGGCCAUAGCCCUGACCAGACCUGCUCACAUCAGGCAGGCACUGCAGUUGUUACCCACUGCUUGCAGCGCAGAACAGUAUUACCAUAGCAAGCAAGGGUCAUUCAAUCUACUGAGUCUCAAACAACUGAACCACCACAGGGGCAGAGACCAAUGUGUCUGAACCCUCUGAUGCCGCUGUAUUUGUCUUUUGGAGUUGAUACUGGAUAUGACUAAGACAUUGGCCACACACCUCAUGCAUUGUUCAGACACAGAAGAGGGCUGGAUUGCACUUGGUUAAUCUGCACUGGGCAGAGGAGACUCCUACUCCUUUCAAUGCUCAAUGCUUAAUUCCAAACCCCAGUGUUUCUGCACAAGUCAGUUGUUUGCAUGUUUCCCUCUUCUCUUCAAAAAGACCCGUGUACUUAAAUGCACUGUCAGUUCAGUGCUUGGGAUAAGAAAAACACUGCUUGAAUGACUCUGUUUAAAUUAUCUUCAGAGUGGAGAAAGCACCCCAGCACUGUUUUCAAAUAGAAGUGUUUAUACUGAUGUGUGUGAGUGUACUCAUGUAGGAUUUUUCCUGCCUGAUUUUCCUCAUCAGUUUCUGAAGACACACCACCUCCUCUGUAACUAUACUGUGGUAAUUUUGUGACAGAAAAAUGUAAUUCAAUAAUGGAAAUACAGAAUCCUUACUCUUCCUGCAGCCAAAGGAAAAAAUUUAUUUUUCAACUGUGGCCAAAGAAGAGUUGGUAUGAUACUGUGUUUGAAAUACCAGAGUUAAAACAGGGGGAUGUAUGGAAUUCCAACUAAUUUGGUGUCUCACAAUUACAAAGUCAACUCUCCAAGAAUUAAUCUUUUCAUUUUCUGUGCUAGUUUUCUUUUGUAUCUGUUAGAACACUUUGUACCUGAUACUACUGCUGCACAAUGGACUGAACUGUUGACAGAAUGGAAAAUUUUAGUAUAGACAACACUGGCACUGCUGCUCGUGGUUGGUUUUACCUGGUUGCAUUCAAGUUGGAACAGAAAGACCCACAGUAGCAUUGCUGUGAAUCAUGAGCCCUUAGAGACAGUAAAUACAGUACCCAGAAUGAUAAAACUUAGUCCUCUCUCUAAACCCUUCUGUUACCUGUCAAACAAUGGAUCCUAAAAGGCAUCAUGAAACAAUUACUCUUCUUGCUAUUGUCCAUUAAUUAAUUCAUAUUCUGCUGCCUGUUUAUUAUGGUCUUUAGAAGGUAUCAGUGGGCCUACUUUUCUCUUUGCUGACCUUUAUAAACUGCUGUAUGUAACGGGCUGGACCAGAUCUGGGCCAUGGGGUUUACACAUUCCCUUUAUGAAUUAUAUAAAAUUUGUAACAUGCAAAUUCAUUCAUUACAAUUAUAAAAAUAAUUUUUAGUCUUUU
Strigops habroptila (Kakapo) is the source of this 7770-nucleotide messenger RNA. Its product is annotated as macrophage mannose receptor 1-like. Gene Ontology annotation, molecular function: signaling receptor activity. Gene Ontology annotation, biological process: receptor-mediated endocytosis. Gene Ontology annotation, cellular component: plasma membrane. Lineage: Eukaryota; Metazoa; Chordata; Aves; Psittaciformes; Psittacidae. The record is from RefSeq and is a predicted model, not a curated record.